AUGUCUAUCGUUACCGCGACCCAAGGCCCCGUCGAGGCUCGCUCCUUAUCCUCCAUUACCGCCAUCGCAUCCAACCCCCCGGCCUAUCCGCGCAAUCCCACACAUGAGAAGCUUGACCCACUAGUACUAUACAUCGUACGGGUUCCUGGAAGUCAAGACAUCUUCCUCUCUCCCGUCAAACCCCCCACCAAAUCCAGUGUCUCCGCAGAGGCCAUCAACGCAUCGCUUUUCUAUUUACACGUCGCGACACCAGAAGACGAUGCGCUACUACAGGAGGUCGAACGGGAGCGCGAGAAGGAAGCGCAACGCCGGAGGGAAGAGCUCGAGGCAGCUGGUCUCGAUGACCCAUCCCAGCGGGAGUUUGCCCGCCUGAACAAUCCUCGGAGGAAACCCGUGGGUAGGGCAGAAGCUGAUCCGGAUACUGCGCCAGCUUUGGCGCCAGAUAUUAUCGUUGCUCCGUCAGGUAAUUAUCCUCCUGCAUUGCCGCCACGCCGGCCAGCACCCAUGCCGCAGGUAUCUGCGGAGAAUAUAUCUUUUUCGGGGACCCCUGUCACCAAUGCGUCGCCCGGUCUAUCUUAUGAUCCAGUGAAGACACCGUUGGAGCCUGGAGCUCAAAGUCCUAUCUCGCGGCGGCCGUUAACUCGUCUACGGCCCACCGAGGCGCCAUUUGGCAGUCAAGCGGGCAAUGAAGCGCAAAGAAUGGAGAACCGGUGGAGCGCAUUCGUGGGGCAGGAUUCUGGUCCCGGAAGUGAAAUGGGGAAAGAGAGACAUGAGACUUAUGCGGCUGGCCGCCAUAGUCUCGAUGCAUACAGGCCACCACUACCACCUCGCUCGCCACAGCAUCGGACAAGAUCACCUUUAAGAAGCCCCGAACAAUCGCCUUCUAGACAGAAAAGAGCCCCUCGCCAACCCCUAAAUAAUAACGCAGGUUUUCGCCUCACGCUAAUCCGGCGUGACCCCGCGUCUGGUACGCAAUGGAACGUUGCGACUAUCUCAACCCCGCAUAUGGAUCACAAUGCAAUUGAUAUUGAUAUUACGACACCGGGAUACAACAGAUUUGCCGGGUCAAAUGAGCCGAUGUCACUUGCUAGUCUAGCUGCUAACCUCCCUGCGGGGUUCAUACGCACCGCCGGAUCUUCUAUACCUCCACAACUACACGCCAACCAACCCAGCGAGCUGCAACAGCAGAAGCAGCAGCCACAAUCAGGACCCCGCAAGUUCCAUCGCCAGCUCUGCGUCUCCAAGUCCCUAGAAGACCCCAGCGCAAGCUCUGAAUUCGGCAACGGACACGACAAAUUAAAGAGCGGCUACUACGUCUUCAACUCUCCCUGGAACGGCACCUGCACAUUCGCCAGCAGCGUCAACGGCCGCAGUCUCAAAUGCAAACACAUGAUUCCAGGCCCAAGCUCACCCCAACCCGGCGAAAACGAUCCCAACCCCGCCGUAACAGUAGCCGAGAUCCGCUUCAACACCCCCUUCCAAGCUGCAAACCUGCACUACCACGCCGCACCACGAUCCCACACCUCAAAUCAAUACUCACCAACAUCCACAUACGACCCUUCAAAUCCAGAAACCCACUCUAAACGAACCUCUCUUUCCCAAUUCCUGAAUCCAAAUAACUACGCCCGUCCCCGUGCUCACUCCGGUCCCAAUGCUCCUGUUUCUUCGAACACGCCUGACUCCCAAAGACAACCUUUUGAUCCUGCCGCUAUUCUUCGUCGAACCUCUCUACGUGCGGGCAAAUUCGCACAGCAGCAGACGAAUAGAUUCGGGCACCAGCAUUUCCAUCGCAGGAGCACGAGUACCAGUAGUGGAGAUUCAGACGAGGAUCGGUUGGACUUUUCGCUUGCGAGAGAGCUUGCUGGGGGUGGGAUGCGGGGGAAGAGUGCUAAAUUAGGCAAGUUGAUAAUUGAAGAUGAGGGUAUUAAGAUGUUGGAUUUGGUCGUUUCGGCCUGUAUGGCUGUCUGGUGGAGGGGAUAUUAUCAUUAA
Penicillium odoratum is the source of this 1989-nucleotide messenger RNA. RefSeq lists its product as uncharacterized. Lineage: Eukaryota; Fungi; Ascomycota; Eurotiomycetes; Eurotiales; Aspergillaceae. The transcript is spliced from 2 exons. The coding region runs from base 1 to 1989 and encodes 662 amino acids. The record is from RefSeq and is a predicted model, not a curated record.